AUUUGCCGUAAAGGGCAUUGUAGAAGCGCUGGCGGAAGAAUCGGAUGCUGUGCGUGGCGGUCGGCAACUUUCUGCUGCUGUUGAAAAGUUUCUCUCAGUGGUGGUUAACCUUGCGUUCGAGUGACACAACCGGGGAAGAUGGCGUGGCAUCACAACUGUGCCACGUCCCGAUUUAGCGGAGAAAUCAACAAAUACCCCCGACACGUCGCCGUGCUCUGCCUGACAUUUUGUCUGCUUCUGCUAUCCUCGGCGGCGGAGGCCGGACUGUACACGAAGUCUGAUCAAAUCGUCGCGCUCUCGUCGGACAAUGUCAAGUCUGUUUUGGUCAACUCCAGCACAGCUAUGGUGGUGGAGUUCUAUGCGUCCUGGUGUGGACACUGCAUCUCCUUCUCGCCCGUCUAUAAACGUCUGGCGAGAGAUAUUAAAGAGUGGAAGCCUGCCGUUGAUCUGGCAGCCAUUGACUGUGCUGAUGAGAAUAACAGGAAGGUCUGCACAAGCUUCGGCAUCAGAGGAUUUCCAACUUUGAAGUUCUUCCAUGCCUACAGCCGGGAGGAUUCUACUGGAAAGGCCUUUACAGGUUUGCUCCAUGACGUCCAAGCCCUCCGCCACUACAUUGUAGAGCUAAUGGAAAAACACCAAGACCCGUGGCCUCCGGCCUGCCCUCCACUUGAACCCACCAGCCAAGCUGAAAUCGACACCUUCUUGGAGAACAACAACGUUCGACACUUCGCCCUGAUCUUUGAGGAUGUAAGCUCCUACAUCGGCAGAGAGGUGACCUUGGACUUGUUACAGUUUGAGAACAUUGCAGUGCGGAGGGUCCUGAGCACUGAAGAAGACCUUGUAACCAAACUGGGGGUAACCGAGUUCCCUUCCUGUUACCUUUAUUACCCUGGAGGCAACUUCACAAGACUCAAAGUCAAAAUUGAGGCCCGUACUUUCUACUCCUACGCCCUUCAGGGGCUUCCUGGGGUGGUGCGUUCAGGGAAAUCCUUGCCGGCCAGCACAGACCACAUCGGCACGCAUCAAGAGGAGCUGUGGAGACCUUUCAACAGGUCCAGGGUGUACAUGGCCGACCUGGAGUCCACACUGCACUACUCGCUGCGGGUGGAGCUGGCUGCUCAUCCUGUCAUCACAGGAGAGGCGCUGACUUCUCUCAGAAAGUACAUCUCAGUCUUGGCAAAGUACUUCCCAGGCCGCCCCAUCCUGAUGAACCUGUUGAAGUCCCUCGAUUCAUGGCUACAACACCAAACUGGUGACCAAGUUUCAUAUCAAGCAUUGAGUGAAAUCCUGGAGAAUUCGACACAGGUUCCAGAUGCUGCCUUGCCCGAGGGGGUGAGGUGGGUGGCUUGCCAAGGGUCACAACCCCACCUUCGACGUUAUCCUUGUGGCGUGUGGACUCUCUUCCACCUUCUUACAGUGCAAGCCAAGAAAGCUGGUGGCUCAGAUCUCGCGGAGGUGCUGAGUGCGAUGACAGGCUACAUCAGCAAUUUCUUUGGCUGCCGGCCAUGCGCCGAACACUUUGAGAACAUGGCCAGAGAGAGCCUGUCGGAGGUGAACACUUUUACUGACUCCAUCCUCUGGCUUUGGGCCCGACACAAUCGGGUCAACAACAGAAUAGCAGGUGCUUUGAGCGAUGACCCCAACUUCCCAAAGAUCCAGUGGCCUCCACCGGACGCGUGUGCAGACUGUCACGGCGUGAAGGAGAAUGGGGAGCACAAGUGGCACACCAAGCAGGUUCUGUCCUUCCUUGAGGACUACUACUCUGCCGAACGUAUUCUCACAGACUACCUGGAAGACGAAAGUGAGGUUCUGGCCAAGCAGAAGGCAAAACGUGUCAACCUGCAGGCUCAGAAGCGUGUCGAAAGAGAAGCCAACGAGGCCCUGAAACCUCCCAAUCUUCCUCCUCCAACGCAAGCUUUGAUAGAAGAAGAGGAGGAAGAGGAAGUGGCGGCAGAUGAAGAAGAGCAAGCGGCCCAAGUGGAAGGUAAGACUCUUGAACCGAAACCCUGGGCCGCAGCAGAAAUCAAACUGGGCUGGGAUCGGCAACAUAAUGUCAGGAGGCCGAGUAUCGUGGGGAUGAAAGUGCGAGAUGUGCAGGAGGACAUCGUGGACCUGGACUUGUUCGCCAACCAGCACUACAAAGCCCAAGCCAUGCAAGUGGCCACCUCCAGCCGAGUCAAACAACGCACCCUGCAGAGGAAUCGGGAGAAGCGAAACUCCGGGCCCGUGUUCGGCCUGCGCAUGGAGCCGGACGCCCGGCUCGGCGUGGCGGCCUUGGAGUCGGACUUCGGUUCCGACGAGGGGACGCGCGGGCUUAAGCGAGACCUGUCGGCCCAGCGCUUGGGCGAAGACGGCGGGCCGGGCCGGAGAGGCCGCUGGAUGUCCAUGCUGAGCAUUGGCUUCUCCAAAGUGGACGUCAGCCUGUGCGUCAUCCUCUACUUCAUGUCCUCCAUGUGUCUCCUUGUCAUGUACCUCUUCUUCAAAACCCGCCUCCGUUUACGGCGGACUAAAGCGUCACUGCCUUGAUCUGAAGUGUGGGCCGGCCGGGCCCUUCCAACAACCUGUGAUGUGGCGACCACAUCCACCUUUCCUUGCUGGUCUGGUUCUAUGCUUCAAGUCGCAUCGAGUGACUUCCACUAGCUUUUCAGCAAAUGACCUACCGUGAAAACUUUGUGCAUAUAUGGAUGUUUAUUUUCAUCAAUGAGUCUGGUGUGAAUGAAGGAGAUCCUUUUUUUUUUUUUUAAUUAUGCCAUGAAGUACAUUUCAACACAUCUGCAGUCAAUGGAACUACUUGAACUUCUCUCCGGUGAUUCCACAGAUUUCUUUUUUAAUUGUAUUUAGCUUUAUGAGCAUUUUAUUUCAGAUUUUCCCAGUGUUUCCCAACCUUUAUUGAGCCAAAGCCCUUUUUCCAAAAAUCACCACCAAACAAGAAUGCUUGCUCUGAAUAGCGCAAAUGUGAUAACACCCCACAACCCCCUCCCCAUUAAAUGCCACAAAUCGCCGCUUUAGCGAAAUGUAACUCCUCAACUCACGCUAGUUUCUUUGCAUGAAAUUGCCACAAAGUGGUCACAAAAUGCUACUAGUGUCUGAAGCGCUUUAAUUCACUUCAACAAAAAGUAAUACCGGUACUUUUAUUUCUUUGGUCUGAGUGCAAAAACAUUCAGUGAGUUUUUCAUUGAACACCCUGGACAGGUUUCCCCCAAAUGAAUUUGAAAAAGGUUCACUCUAUCCUGAAAAAGUUGAAAGCAAAGCUAUUAUUCUUUUGAAUUGCAGCAAAUAAAUAUAUAGAUUGGUUGACGCAAAUGAGGGUCAGUGAUUCCGAAAAUUAACCGCAAUAGUUCUUGCGGAGGAUUAUGUGAUUGUUGAUUCUGUCACUAUAAGUCGCUGGCAUAGAAAAGUGGACAAAGAUGCAUUAUUUGUAAUAAAUUAAAAAAUGUCAGACAAGUUAAAUAAAAUGGAAAAAAUGACAACUGAUAAUCUCUCACAGCACACUCAUGGUGUAAUGAGAUACAGUCUAAUAGUGUAUGAAAAAAAAUAUUUUUACAUUUGUAAACAUGCCUCCAAUUGGAAGGAAAUCUUUGAUAGUGCCAGUGUACCUAAUGAAGUGCCCAACGUGGAUAUUUGUUUGCAUUCUAAAUACUCACCACUGCUCUUGAAUUACAAAUUGAUUUCCGUUCUUUUUUUUUUCAUUCCGUUUCACUGUUACACUUUAUUUACCGUUGAGACCAUGAGCCACUUGUCUUGCAGCUCCCGCGUUUCAAACAUCGCAUCCGCAACGAUGACAUCACAUUGCUGAGUCGUCAAGACAGAAACUGUGUUUAUGUCAAGUGGACAGACUAAUGCUGUCAUUACAAACAUAUGCGUGGAUUGUGGAAAACAAAGUUGUUUUUAAAUUCUGGACAGCUCAUUUUGAAUGUGUCGAGAAAUCAAACAUCUCUAUCGUCUAUGACAUUAAAAAGUGUGACCAGAA
This is a messenger RNA of Hippocampus zosterae (dwarf seahorse), 3970 nucleotides long. RefSeq names its product quiescin Q6 sulfhydryl oxidase 1 (gene qsox1). Gene Ontology annotation, molecular function: flavin-dependent sulfhydryl oxidase activity; protein disulfide isomerase activity. Bases 139 to 2526 code for a protein of 795 amino acids. The record is from RefSeq and is a predicted model, not a curated record. Lineage: Eukaryota; Metazoa; Chordata; Actinopteri; Syngnathiformes; Syngnathidae. Gene Ontology annotation, cellular component: Golgi membrane. Gene Ontology annotation, biological process: protein folding. The transcript has 13 exons.